CAUGCGGCCGGCAGCCAGCUAGCAUAGUACUAUAUAUUCAAUACCAAAUCAUUUGACGUAGAUUAAAAUUUAAUCUUUGAAAACAAGUCGCAGUGGUGAAAUUAACGCGAGUGUGAAUUUGAGUGUUAUGCUGAGUCACCACUGCGACGGAGUGUGUCGCGAACCAACACUCGAACCAGUUUAGAUAUCAUAGUUCAGAGCUCCUCGAACGGCUAUCACUGUGGGGAGCUUAGUGGCGGUCGAUCCAAAUCGGUCUGAAAUAUUGAACCAAAACAAUAAUGGCUAGGUUAAAAGUGACCCCACGUAAGAAAAAACCUGUCGUUACCAAGAAAACCAGCUCUGAAAGCGAAGCUCAAAGCGGACCUUCCAGAAAAAGCAUCCAAGGACGGCGACAGUCGACACUUCCACUCGCCGGCCGCCGACAAAGUUUACAGAAAGGUUUGGGCGAAAUGACUGCCACAAGCACGGAUACUAAUGAAAGAGAGAGCCGUUCAGUGCCAGUGAGGCUGAGAGUGGCGCCGAAAUCACUGAAGGCCUGGAAGCCCCUGAGGACUUCCACGAAGAAAUAUGCCCUGCAACUGUAUGACACUGUUGUUGAAAUGUUGCUAUCAAGAACAAGUGACAAUGUUUUAGGAGAUGUGCAAAGACAUCUGUCUCAUGGCCGCAGAAAGUUUGCGGACAAGCUGGAGAAGUCGACCGGUCCAGUGAACAACAUCACAAACUACAAUAAUCUUCAUAAAGUCCUUAACUCCCAAGAAGAGGCAGAUGUGAAGAUGGAGGAGACGCUGCAGAAGCAGAUCGAGGAGGAGGAGAGGAAAUGCAGGGACAUCGAGGAGGAGAUGGAGACGUGCAAGCUUUACGCUGGGGGAGCAUCACAGCUCCAUCCCCUCCUGCAGAGCCGAAGUAAGGACUGAAGGAAGACUACAGCACUUGUCUCUCUGACAGACAAGACUUGCGCUCCAUCACUAGUCACUGACCUCUUCUGGCCAGAAUGUCUUGAUGUUUUGAGCUAAUAUUGGGGUCUUAGAAACAAGCCUAAGCAAGUUCUUUCCCAUAGGGGAAUUAAAAUAAAUAUGUUAAUAUCC
Haliotis rufescens (red abalone) is the source of this 1085-nucleotide messenger RNA. Its product is annotated as centromere protein Q-like. NCBI's taxonomy places the organism in Eukaryota, Metazoa, Mollusca, Gastropoda, Lepetellida, Haliotidae. The transcript is spliced from 7 exons. The coding region runs from base 279 to 914 and encodes 211 amino acids. The record is from RefSeq and is a predicted model, not a curated record.